Molecule: messenger RNA, 1386 nt
Organism: Penicillium longicatenatum
Lineage: Eukaryota; Fungi; Ascomycota; Eurotiomycetes; Eurotiales; Aspergillaceae
Product: NAD(P)/FAD-dependent oxidoreductase
Exons: 3
Coding region: 1-1386 (461 amino acids)
Cellular component (GO): cytoplasm
Molecular function (GO): oxidoreductase activity
Source: RefSeq, a predicted model, not a curated record
AUGGCAGACGAAAAUUCAAGCAAUAGUUUGCCUCGACCGACCCCUUGCUUGAGUUAUUGGCAACGCACCACUCGGGCCUUCCCACAUUUAUUCGCGAAUCAAAACACCAGAGUCCCUACACGAGCGAAAUACGUAAUUAUCGGAUCAGGUCUUUCUGGCGCUCUCACAACCUUUGAGCUCCUAGAAGGAGGAGUGAAGGGCGAGGAUGUCAUCAUUUUGGAAGCGCGCGAAGCGGCCAGCGGCGCAACCUCCAGGAAUGCCGGUCAUGUCCGCCCCGAUGCAUUUCGUGGGUUCAGUGCCUACUCAAAGGUCCAUGGGCCAGAACAGGCAUUGAAGAUUAUCGCCAACGAGCGAAUUGUUCUAGAAAAAGUGGACGAGUUUGUGAAAAAGCAUAACGUGCAAUGUGAUUUCAACUUGACAUCUACUUUUGAUGUUUGCAUGACGCCUGAGUUUGCCAAAUACGAGGCAGAAAGUCUUGAAGCCUAUAAGCAAGCCGGGGGUGAGACGUCCCAUAUCAAGUAUUUCGAAGGCGAGGAAGCCCGAGAGAAGACCAGGGUCCUUGGGGCAGUUGCAGCGUAUGAGUGGCCGGCAGGAUCCAGUCAUCCAGCCAAAUUGGUUCAGUUUAUCUUACAGUCAAUGAUCGGAAAGGGUGUGCAGAUAUUCACAUUUUGUCCCGCUACGGCCAUAAAGGAAAGCGAAUCUGAGCCGGAACAGUGGGAUGUACACACCCCUCAAGGCACCAUAACCACUGAAAAGAUCAUACACUGCACAAAUGCCCAUGCGGCCCUCUUGCUCCCUCAAUUAGAAGCAUAUGUGCGACCAAACCGUGCUCAGGCCCAUUCUUUGGUUCCAAACCCGGCAUUUGGAGCUGAGAACGUUCUCCAGAAGACAUUUUCGCUCCGCUAUAGUCUCUACCAUUUCUAUUCUUUGAUUCAACGCAGAGUAGACGGUACACUCAUUCUUGGAGUCUCAAGAUCAAAUCCCACCUUAAGUCCUGAAACAUUGGCUAGUCGUUUCAGCACUGAUGAUACGCAUUACAAUCAAGAGAUUGCUGAUGACGCGCUGAAUAGCUUCACGAAGAUAUUUCCUGAUUAUGCAUCGCAAGGUGCUGUACAUGGUGAAGGGUUGGAUCAUUCGUGGACUGGAAUUAUUGCCAUGACACCUGAUUCCGUUCCGUUUGUUGGUGCUAUUGAAUCACUUCCUGGACAGUAUAUUUGUGCUGGGUUUAAUGGCCAUGGAAUGGCACGCAUAUUCACUAGCGCCCCUGGUGUGGCAAAACUUGCUUUAGGUCAUGACUGGUCCACGACUGGGCUGCCGGAAUGUUUUCAGUUUAGUCGAGAAAGACAGUCUCGACUUGCGGAGGGUGGACUGCCAUCUAUAUGGUAG